Molecule: messenger RNA, 2097 nt
Organism: Limanda limanda (common dab)
Lineage: Eukaryota; Metazoa; Chordata; Actinopteri; Pleuronectiformes; Pleuronectidae
Gene: ddx52
Product: DEAD (Asp-Glu-Ala-Asp) box polypeptide 52
Exons: 15
Coding region: 14-1999 (661 amino acids)
Biological process (GO): maturation of SSU-rRNA
Cellular component (GO): 90S preribosome
Molecular function (GO): RNA helicase activity; nucleic acid binding; ATP binding
Source: RefSeq, a predicted model, not a curated record
CGCUGCCUCAGGAAUGGACGCGUUCGAUUUGUUUCGGAAACUCGGAGCUGGAGCUAAGUUUGACCUGAAGAGGUUUGGACAGGACGCGAACCGGUUCAAGGUUGUCAAAGCUCAGGGAGGAGAAGCUUCCGUAGAUCCCCUCUCUGCCAUCGAUUACUUCGGCACAGGCCUAGCCAAUGGAGCCCAGAGCAGCCCCACAGAGCUGGAGGAGCAUGGAGAAGAGGAUGAGAAAGAAAGUGACAGUGGCGAUUCUUCUGCAGGCGUCAAAAGACAGAGGGAGGAAGAAGAGAGAAGCCUGAGGACAAAGAAGAAGAAAAAGAUGAAAGUUAACCAGGUGGAAGCCGGGGCCACAGAGGGAGGUGGCAUCACCUGGACGUCCUCACAGGAGAGAAAGAUCCUGAAUUUGCCGAGUGACGCGAAGGAGAAAAACUCUAUGAAGAGGCUGAAACAUCUUCAUCAGCAAAAGGUGAACCAUAUUCGCUCCCAACACCGUAUAAACGUCCACGGCUGCGAUGUGCCCGACCCAGUGUCCACAUUUGACGAGCUGCAGUCCGAGUAUCGUCUCCACACGUGUGUCCUUCAGAACCUCAAAGAUGCAGGGUUGAAUUCCCCAACGCCAAUACAGAUGCAGGCGAUUCCGCUCAUGAUGCAUGGUCGGGAGCUCCUGGCCUGCGCUCCCACUGGAUCAGGGAAGACUUUGGCUUUCUGUCUCCCGCUGCUCGCACAGCUGCAGCAGCCGGCCAACCUGGGCUUCAGAGCGGUGGUUAUCUCCCCGACCAGAGAGCUGGCCAGCCAGACCUACAGAGAGCUGCUCCGUCUGUCAGAGGGAAUCGGAUUUCGAGUUCACAUAAUUGACAAAGCCUCUCUGGCAGCAAAGAAAUAUGGACCACAGUCAAACAAAAAAUAUGACAUACUCGUCAGUACUCCAAACAGACUCGUCUUCCUUCUCAAUCAGGAUCCUCCAGCUCUCGACCUCAGCAGUGUGGAGUGGCUGGUGGUGGACGAGUCAGACAAGCUGUUUGAAGGGGGUAAGACCGGCUUCCGGGAGCAGCUGGCCACGGUGUUUCUGGCCUGCUCUGGGUCAAAGGUGCGAAGGGCUUUCUUCAGCGCCACCUGCACACCGGAUGUUGAGCAGUGGUGUCGUCUGAACCUCGACAACCUGGUGUCGGUCAACAUCGGACACAGAAAUACAGCAGUGGAGACGGUGGACCAGCAGCUGCUGUUUGUCGGCACAGAGAGCGGCAAACUGGUCGCCAUGAGGGACAUCAUCAAAAAAGGUUUCCUUCCUCCCAUGCUGGUGUUUGUUCAGUCUAUAGAUCGAGCACGGGAGCUUUUCCAUGAGCUGGUGUAUGAAGGCAUCAACGUAGAUGUGAUCCACGCAGACCGCACUCAGCAGCAGAGGGACAAUGUGGUGAGCAGUUUCCGCUCCGGUAAGAUUUGGGUGUUGAUCUGCACGGCGCUGCUCGCCAGAGGAAUCGACUUCAAAGGAGUCAACCUCGUGCUGAACUACGACUUCCCCACCAGUGCUGUGGAAUACAUCCACCGGAUUGGUCGGACAGGCCGAGCUGGACAUCAAGGGAAGGCCAUGACCUUCUUCACAGAAGAUGACAAACCACUGCUCCGAAGCAUUGCUAAUGUCAUUAAACAAGCUGGCUGUCCUGUGCCCGAUUACAUGAUCGGCUUUAAGAAGAUUCACAGCAAAGAUAAGCGCAAACUUGAGAAGAGGCCUCCCAAGAGAAGCACCAUUUGCACAACCCCUCGUUUCUUAAUGAAGAAAACGGGCAAAGAACAAGGACAGAAAGAACAGAAGAGAGCAGCGGAGGGAGAGCAGACAGGAGAAAAGAAUACCAAAGGACUGAAAGUGAAGAAAAGAAAUGAAACUCAAAAAGACAAGGGAACAAAAAAACAAAGCAGGCCGUCACAGAAGAUGGGAUCAAAUUCCCCUGCGGCUAAGUUUAAGAAGAAAGGAGGGAAGAAGACUAAGCCACAAAAGGAAUAGAAGAAUUGGUACAAACAGCCUGAUAUGAACUUGGAUGCUUUUUUUUUUCAUUUUACGGUUUUAUUUACUGCAAAUUUUUUUGUCUGUGCUUUGUGUUA